Messenger RNA from Monodelphis domestica (gray short-tailed opossum), 7584 nucleotides. RefSeq names its product AGBL carboxypeptidase 1 (gene AGBL1). Gene Ontology annotation, biological process: proteolysis; protein side chain deglutamylation; C-terminal protein deglutamylation. Lineage: Eukaryota; Metazoa; Chordata; Mammalia; Didelphimorphia; Didelphidae. The record is from RefSeq and is a predicted model, not a curated record. Gene Ontology annotation, molecular function: zinc ion binding; metallocarboxypeptidase activity.
UUGGGGGGGGGUCUCUUAUCUUAUCUCUCUCCUCUUCUUUCCUCCAAUCCCUGAUUCUUCUAAAAGAAUAGAAGGGAAUAUAAAAUCGGGGCUUCCCUAAGACAAUUAGAUGGGGUAAUUCAACAGUUUGAGUUCAGUGCUCUCAUUAAGUCCUUGUUUCCAGGGCCUUAUAGGAUCUCUUGCUAACUCAAGGGUUUUUCCUUAUUUGGUAGGAACUUGGGCUGUCCUUGGAGCAAGGAGUUUUCCAAGAACAGGCAUGACUCAGUGAUGCUAGAAACUCCAAGCACAAAGGCUGGAUAAAAUAGCUAUAAAUAGCUACCAUCCAAAUUUCCAUGACAGUAAAAGGUGAUCUCCAAAAUGUCUUCUCUCAAAUGUCUCUUCACUUUUUAACUUCAAAGUCAACAUUUCCUCAGAAUCUUGGGAAAUUUGAGACCUGUAAUAAUCAGGAAAUGGAAAUGUUCUUUGGUCUGAAACCUCAAAAUAAUGGUGGGGUGGAGUGGGUUUGAGUCCCUCACAUGAGUCUGAUUCCCCCAUAAAUUUCUGCCUCUUUCUCUCAUGAGAAAAGGAAGUUUAUCUUUUGAGUACUCUUUAGGCAGACGAUAGCCAUUUUCUCAGGCUAUGUGUAAUUUAGUUGUCAAGCUCCAUUUAGCUUGCCUCCAUAAUUUCACAGAAUUUUGCUUAGGAAUCUACACUAUGUAAAUAUGUUUGAUCAAAGUAUUUGAACUAAAUGAACAGAUUGGAACUCUCUGUAUUGAUCGUCACUGAGUCUUUAUGAUACGCAGAAUAUCAAGAAAUGGAGGUGGAUUUAGAUAGCAUUUCAGCCCUGGGCAAUCUUUAUAUACAAACAUGACAGCAGAUACUAAAUGGUUAUGAUUGAUGCUUGAUUUUCUUCAGAAAACUCUGUCCACAUCUCCUGUUCACUUUCUGUCUCAACAUGGGACUUUAGCCAACGCUAUUGGAUAUGGUACUAUCUAAUGUCCUUGCAAAUAAACACUCCUGUCCCAAAGUUAUGGACACCAAUCCCAUUCCUUUGCCCUACAUUGCAAUCCUGUUGUGUAAGGCCCUAUAGAUCUCCUGUUACAUUAGAGCAGGCAUGGGACCAAAAACAAAUGGAGGGGAGGGGGAGAGAGAGUCUGCUUAGAUCUCUUGGAAAUAAAUGGCUGGUCAGCUGGGAAUGCCUGUCAGGCAUCCAAGGUGGUUUCUUCUCCCCCUGGGUUCCAUUGCAGUACUAGAGGUGGGUGACUCAUUAGUGUUCCCUCCAUCCCACCCCACCCCCAAAUGCUGGGACUUUUUUGUAGGCCUGUCCUCUGCCUAAUCCCCCAGAUUCUUUAUAUAGGAAAUGAAUCUCCCUUGUCACAGUGGGCAAGCCAGCAGGGAGUCGGGGGGCAUUUAUCUUUCCGCUGAGGUCUAGGGUUGCAUUGCUGUGACUUUUAGCACUCAGCAACAUGUGUGGAUGAGAUCUCUGUUCAGCUACAAGGCCAGUGUCGAGGUCAGCUUGGCAGCUUCCUUCUAAACUAGCCGUCUGUCUGCAGACGCUUUUCCAGAUUUAGGGCAGGAGCUGGUGAAUUGAGGAUCAGGAUGGCUGAACAAGAAACCAGUGGCUUGCAAGUCCUUCUCUCCACCCUUCAGAGCUCUUCUGAUAGAGAAUCAAUUCGGAAUAUCCUCCAGGUCCUCACUGAGCUGCUUUCUGCUGGCACAGAUCGAAGGAUCCACUACAUGAUUAGUAAGGGAGGCAGUGAAGCCCUACUCCAGACCUUGGUGGACUCUGCUCGGACACCUUCCCCAGACUACAACAUUCUCUUGCCUCUGAUUAGGCUGCUGGUCAAGGUUGGCCAGAGAGACAAAAAGUUUGGACAGAAAGCUCUGGAGUUGGAGGCACUUGAUGUAACAUUGAUUUUGGCCAGGAAAAAUCUGUCUCACAACCAGAAUCUUAUCCAUUGUCUCUGGGCUCUGCAGGUUUUUGCCUCAAGAGUCACAACUGGAGCCAUGCUGGGGAUUAAUGGAGCAAUGGAGCUGCUAUUCAAAGUUAUCACCCCUUACUCUAGGAAACGCACCAGGAUUAUCAGGGCUGCCACGGAAGUUCUUGCAGUAUUGCUGAAAUCCAAGUCAAACAGCAGGAGGGCUGUGAACAGAGGCUAUCUCAAUGGAUUGCUUAGACUACACCAGGACUGGCAAAGCCAUGAUAUUUCCAAUGAUUUCAUCCAAAUCCGAAGGUCUCUCCUACUCUGCCUCAAACAUAUAACCAAUAUCCAGUCUGGCAGAGAAGCCUUCCUUGGGGCACAGGGGAUGGAGAUCCUCUUUACUACCACACAGAAGUACCUGGGAAAUCAAAGCAUGGAUGCCAUCCUUUCAAUAGUAAUUCAGAUUCUGAGGAAAUGCUAUCCCAAAUGCUCACUGCCCUUGGCCACAGCAAGUAGCUACUAUUCCUUCUCUGUUCCUGGAAGCAUCAGUUCUGGACCACCAUGUAUUAUAAAUGAAGAUGAUUUUGAAGAGGAUGGUGAGGAAGAGGAGGACCAAGAUUCAGAUUCUGAAGAAACAAAAGAGGAAGACGAUGACUUGGAAACAGAUUUAAAAAAACUAACCUCAAAGCCAGAGCUCGCCUGGACAGAAGAGGAGAUGAAACAGUAUGAAGCAAUGUGUCUUGAACUCUCCCAUAAUUUUCAGGAACUAGAGUUCAAAUCUGGAGAUGAGAUGAGCUCUGAAGAAGACAGAGGAAUCCAUCAGUACACCAACUUUUGCCACAUUCCUAUUCCAACUUCCUCAAAGGGGCAUUGCCAAGAGGGGGACAAAAGUCCCCAGGGCCUAGAAAGAGAAGACACAAAUUCCCAGGACCCUCCUUUGAAACAGAUGAAAAUAAUGAAGUCCACUGGAGAUGUAAUUCAUGAAGAGAAGAUUUCUGGAAAAUUAGGCCCAUAUUUAGUAUCAAAUGAUCAGGAAGAACAUUCCUCCAGAAGGGAAGAACUUAACUCCCAGGCAGCCUUCAAAGAGCCUCCCUGGGAUAUAGAAAUGAGCUCCUGUAUAUAUGAGAAUACUUUCCUUUCUAGCUCUACCAGGACUGAUGAAACCUCAGUAACUAUGUCUAAGCUUCUGGAGAGCUAUUCAAUGGAUGUGCCCUUCCACAAUCCCUAUACUUAUAUAACCAAAUCUGAAAGAACCAAAUCAGUGCCAGGCUUCAAAGUGUUAGCAUUUCCAGAUUUCUGGGGUCACCACUCACCACCCACUUCCCAGUCCAUGUUGGAACGUAAACAUGGAGUUCAAAGGGCAAAAAUAUUUGAAGAUAUCCAGCGGUUUAUCCAGCCAGACAAGGUGAUGAGCAGAGUUGUCUUCAGUUUAGAUGAGCCUUGGCUCUUGCAGACUACAGAUGCAACUGAAUGCUUGAAGUUCUUUUCUGCAUUUGAGUCAGGAAACUUGCGUAAGGCCAUCCAAGUAAGAGAGUUUGAGUAUGAUUUAUUGAUUAAUGCUGAUGUGAACUGCACCCAGCACCAGCAGUGGUUCUACUUCAAGGUGAGCAGCAUGAAGGCUGCUAUGCCCUACCGCUUCAAUGUCAUCAAUUGUGAGAAGGUCAACAGCCAGUUCAAUUACGGGAUGCAGCCGACCAUGUAUUCAGUGAAGGAGGCUCUCCGGGGCAGGCCUCAUUGGGUUCGGGUGGGCUAUGAUAUCUGUUAUUACAAAAAUCAUUAUCGCCAGAAUUCAGCUGCUGUGGGAUCUCAGGGAAAAUGCCAUUAUACACUCACCUUCUCUGUCACAUUUCCUCAUAAUGAAGAUGUCUGCUACCUGGCUUACCAUUACCCAUACACCUAUACAGCUCUGAUGACUCACCUUGACCUCCUGGAAAAAAGUGUCAACCAUAAGAAAGUCUAUUUCCAGCACCAAGUACUCUGCCAGACUUUGGGAGGAAACCCAUGUCCACUGGUGACCAUCACAGCAAUGCCUGAAUCUAAUAGCAGUGACCAUCUGCAGCAGCUCCGGCAACGUCCAUAUCAGGUGAUUGUGGCCCGAGUUCAUCCAGGAGAGAGCAAUGCCAGCUGGGUAAUGAAGGGGACCUUGGAGUUCCUUGUAAGCAGUGACCCCAUUGCUGGGCUCCUGAGGGAAAGCUUUAUUUUCAAGAUCAUCCCAAUGCUAAACCCAGAUGGCGUCAUCAAUGGCAAUCACAGGUGUUCCCUGAGAGGGGAGGAUCUCAACAGACAAUGGCUUUCUCCCAGUUCUCAACACCAGCCAACUAUCUACCAUACGAAAGGCCUCUUACACUAUUUGAAUAGCAUUGGUCGGACCCCAGUGGUCUUCUGUGAUUUUCAUGGACAUUCUCAGAAGAAGAAUGUGUUUCUCUAUGGCUGCAGCAUCAAGGAGACCUUGUGGCAAGCAGGUUGCACUGUGGACACUUCCAUUUUCACUGAGGAUGUUGGCUAUAGGACACUUCCCAAAAUCCUUGAUAAGGUUGCCCCUGCAUUUGCAAUCAGCAGCUGCAGUUUCCUGGUGGAGAAAUCUAGGGCUUCAACUGCUCGGGUUGUUGUGUGGAGAGAAAUUGGGGUUUUGAAGAGCUAUACCAUGGAAAGCAGUUACUGUGGUUGUAAUCAAGGACCUUAUAAAGGCCUGCAGAUGGGAACACGUGAACUGGAAGAGAUGGGAGCUACAUUCUGCCUGGGCCUUCUCAUUCUGCAGCUCAAAUCAUUAACCUGCAGUUCCCAGUUCGUGGCACAAGCUUCUGCCCUGCUAGGUUCCAGGGAGGAUAUUCUGGGACACCAGUUUCAUAGAAGGAGCAGCAGUGGCAGCAGCACUGAUUUGGAACUGGAUGAUGAGCCUCCCUGUAUGGAAGAGAUUGAUUAUAGCACAGACUCUUCUUCAGAAGGAGAAAGAGACAUUUCUGAACUUGACAGACAGAUCCAAGAGAUGACCUUGGCAGAAGCUGUAGGAGAUGAAGAAGAAAAUGGUAUAGAUAACAGGGCACAGAGUAGCCCUGAGAUUUGUGGCUCCAAACACUGGACAAACAGAGCUUCCCCUUGACAGUCAGAGAGUCAGAGUCAACUGAGGAAUUAACAGAAGGGAAAAUAUAGGCCAAUGCAAAUGCUGAAUGGAAAGUGUUUUCUAGGUUCCACUCUAAUUCUACAUGUAUUUCCUGAUCUACCAUGCAAAUAGAUUGAAAAAAAAUACACAAAUAUCUACUAUCAAAUACACCCACUCUUUCAGAAUAUAAAGGUAUAAUUAUUUUGACAGUGAAUUAAAUAUUUUAAGAUUUUGUUUAGAUUUAAAAUCAGUUUAAUUUUAGCAGAAGUUUAUAUGUAUAGACACAUAUUUGAAGAUAGUCAUCAGACAACUCUGAGAUCACAGAUUUCCUGAAAGGUGAGUUCACACUUCAUUCAUUGACUGACUAGAUCAUAUCAUUUUUAUGGUGAUAGUGGGUUCUUAGAUACCCUAAGAGAAUUUUUCAUUCAAAUCUAGAACUUCAUUUUUCGGGUGGCCAUGAAUCCCUUAAAUUCUUCUUCAGCCUAGGCCCAAAGUAGUAGAAGCAGAGGGAUAACUGAAAAGUUGACUUCUUUUUUUGGUUCUCGCUUUCUCAGCCAUAAUUCUAAGAAAGUUUGAAGAAUACCUCCCAAACUGACUUGUAUUAGAUUAUUUAGUAUUACAUAUAUUCUCAAGUGUCCUGCAUCUUUUCCUUUGCUAAUUUACUUUUGUUAACCACUAUACAAAUCAUGAGCCACACUGCAACAGACCUACCAAUGCCUUUGGUCAAUGGGUAUGAAAAUUCAUCAACCAGAAAUAUAUUGAAUUAUUCUUCCCACUUUAUAUAACUCCUGGAGAAAUUUAUUCAGAAAAUUAGGAAUGCCACAGAGAGACUGCAGGUAAUAGUAGGUCUUCAGAAAUUGUUCUCUAACAGGGUCCCAGAAAUAAUUAAGGGACACAUUAAAACUUAGGAAGAACAGGUUAUGCUUCUUUCCUUCCAUCAUUGUUACUAGUUAAAUGAGUCGUGGUAGUAAUUAAUCGUUCAGCUAUCCAGUCUAAGGCUGAUUAAUUGCUCAGCCAUACAGUGUCAUGGAGAAAGAAUCUGCUUCAAUGACCAAUUAGAAAUAUACAGAAUAAAAGUUUACACAUUGUGCCAUGGCAGCUGGCUAUGUACUGUGAUUUGAUAGAUCAAAAAGACCAUUUUGCUUAUAACCAUACAUAGCUUCCCCAAUUUUAAUGUGUUUUUUAAAUUUUAAUGUGCUCUUUUAUAUUAAGAACUUGAAAGCCCCAGUAAAGUCAAAAAAAAAAAGUCUAUGAGCAAUGGAACCAAACUACCAUAAUUCAUUUAACACCUGAGCCCAAUUAAUUUCUCCAAUAAGUUUCUAGUCAUUUAGGACUCCAAAGGAAAGGAACUGAGAGUAGCUAGCCUUUACUUGAGAAAAGAGGUAAAAUGAACUUUGUAGUGUUGAGAAUCGACCUAGAGGUAAUGUUUCAGGGCACAGUGAAACAGGGAACCAUUGGAUAACAGUGGCAGAUGGCAGCAAGAAGAUUCUGAGGGAACAGAGUUGGAGACUCCAAACUUCCUGAAUGGCAAGGUCACACUUCACUAGUUAGCUGACUAGACCAUUUCCUGUGUGGGAAAACAAUUCACUAUGUUCAAUAACAACACAAUCAGGUCAAUUCCAGAUCCUCAGAAACAGCUGUCUAGUAAACUCAGACAGCUUUCUUCCUGGCCAAACCACGAUGGUGAAUUGGUCUGGAAGGCAUGCUUUGUGGCCCUCACAGCUAAAUGAAAUCACUAAAGAAUGCCAGGGAGCCCUAGAUAAAAAUGAAAUACAGAUGUGGUUUAAAAAGAAAUCAAAGGUGACUAGCUUUGAACAAAUUCCCACCAGGGUAUAUAUAUAUAAGGUUCUUAUUUCAGAUGUCUUUUUUCUUGAUCAAGUAUUUAAAUGAGAUGAAGAAUCCUUCCUUCAUAAUUAGUAUAUUUUAUGAUGUAGAACCAUAAUCCAGAGGGCAGGGUAUGACUUGUUGCCAAGAUGAAGUUGCAUGCUGGCAAAUGUUUAACAAUAAACUCGCUAGGAGAUGGGGCAGAAAAUGUGUUCAUGGCACACUUUUAAGUUUAAUAUGCAUUUUAAAAAUCUAGACAAAUAACAAAACAGUGAAUACAGCCCUAGUUUCUAGUGAUUGCUAAUCUCUACACUGUAAGGGUUCCCUCUGGAAUGUUAACAACCAACUCUCAUGAGCUGGAGCCUUGGUUCUGCCUUUAUGGGCUUCUUGCCCUAUUCCUCACAUUCAGGUUUUUUAGCUCAUAUGAAAGUUGGGAACUAUGCAUCCUAUCAGUCUUUGCUUCUUUCAAAGACUCAAUUUGUAGUCUUGAGUCCUAGAAUUUAGAAUCAUGAUACUCUCCUGGAACCUGAAAACCCUAUUUAGCAACCCUCUUGUUUCUAAUUCCAGAAUUUGUAGAGACGUUUGUGUUGAUUUCACUCAAUAGUUAACUGGAACAUGUGCAAUUGUAAUUUCUUAUACUAACUGAUCCCAUGUUGAUUCCCAGUGUGUUGUGGGCCUAAAAGGCAAUAGAAUGGUUUUUAUCAUUUUUGUGUUGUGGAAAUGGUGAAAGAAAUCAAUGCAAAUAAAGGAAAUAAUCUG